Aspergillus versicolor CBS 583.65 is the source of this 1407-nucleotide messenger RNA. RefSeq lists its product as uncharacterized. NCBI's taxonomy places the organism in Eukaryota, Fungi, Ascomycota, Eurotiomycetes, Eurotiales, Aspergillaceae. The transcript is spliced from 2 exons. The coding region runs from base 1 to 1407 and encodes 468 amino acids. The record is from RefSeq and is a predicted model, not a curated record.
AUGCCAAUCCCCACGCGUUCGGUUCCAGGCCGGGAGCCCCGUAAGCAGCCUGGCAAUCCAGGGCGUACGAUUCCAACCUUGAAACCUCCCACCACCGCUGCCUCACAGUCAACAGAAGAGAUACCUUCCAAAGCCUCCCCCUUGAAAACCACCCCCUCUACGCUUCCGACCCGCCGCCAAAGCCUCAUCCGCCCAGGUCAGCUAAAGACUCCAUCCUCCGCGAAGUCCACCACGCUUCCUACGAGCACGAGGGCGAUCGCGCGAGCCCCGGGAUCCCCAACCAAAGGCUCAACGCCUACAGUCAAACAUGAUGGUGCUGUCAAGCAACAGAUACGGCCACCGUCGCCCAAGAAAACAGACAUGCCUCCCCCGCCGCGACCAGUUCGAUCGACCUCUUUGAGGCAGCCUCCGAAUUCAAACCCGGGGACGACGUCAACGGUACGCGGACACGCAAGACACAGAAGUCAGAUUGUGACACCGGCCUCCAAAACUCCUCAGGCGUCCUCAGUUGCGACAACACCCAGGUCCCGGAAUCAGUUUUCUACGUACCAGCAACACUUUUCACCCAAGAAAACGCCAAAACCGCCUACGCCGACACCGGGCGCUAAUGCGCAAUCCGAUCAGACCUCUUCCUUGAUUCCUUCAUCUUGGCCCGAGGUGGGAGCGCUACAAACCGAACUUCUACAGCUCAGCCUUUUACAUAAGUCUGGACUGGAACGCAAUGACCAGUGGGAACGAGAUGCCGAAUCGGAGUUACGGAGGAAAUAUGACUCGGUCGCAGGAAACUACAAGGCCAUAUUGGACGUGGAGAAGGAGACACAAAGACAAGUCAAUGGGCAGGCGCUGCAUCAUUGGCUUAGGAACGCGCGCGAGCAUAACGGGCAGCAGGGAUUCGCGGAGCAGAUCCAGCUUCUAUCACUAAUUGCUCAGGAGGUGUAUGAUAUUGGCGACAGCCGCAGCGGGCGGUACACAAUGGCCAUCCUUGAGUUCGAGAGUUGGCUGCAGAGAGUUGAAGAAGUGCAGGAGGCCCGAAUGUCACGGAUAGGAGGACAAAGUGGCGGCGAUUUCAUUGAACCAAUUCGCCGCGAGUGGAAAGAUGAGAUAAAUGCAUUGAUAUUGAAACUAGAACUUGCAUCAAGGCAGCUUCAGAGUCUGGACAUCUUGGGCUACGGAGAUUUGGAGAAGCUCGACACUUCUGCAUUACUCCGAGCGGUCAAAAAUCUGGGCACGUUAGUGCAUCAAAUGGCCGAGGAGCUGGGUAUCAUUCGCAAAAUUGAGGCGGACAUCGUGAACUCGGAAACUACAUGGGUUAGUCAGCUAGCCCAGCAGUUGGUUGAAAUACAACCACGAGCGGUUCCUGCGGUACCGAGAACCGGACUUUGGACACGAGCAUCAUUCAAGUCAUGA